GUCCACAAGACCGGUAUAUCAGGAUCGAGUGUUUGUGACUCCGAUACUGUUUCAGACUUAACGGACUCAACGUCUUGUAGUGUUCAGACAGGAACAGACUGAUCUCUUCGUCAACCAUGACUCCCUUCCUUCUGCUGUUCGUUGCCUUGGCAACAGCGUCUCCUAUGAAGAGGCAGACCACCAGCGGCCUGGAUGAAAACGGUGACGGGCUGAUCUCCAAGGAUGAAGUUCUCAUCUGCAUGUCUCUGCACGAAGCGCUUGUCGCCCUGGACAGGGAUGGCGAUGGCUUCAUCUACCUGCCUCAGAUCAUCGAGCUGUGGGGAACCGGAGACAAGUUUUACGAACUGAACACCGACGGAGACGACCACCUCACCUUCAGGGAGAUCGAGAACGGAAUGACUCUCAGCGACUUCUACGACCAGUUCGACUUCAACGGUGAUGGUACUCUGGACGCAGCAGAGGCGUACCAGCUAAACUACAUCUGGGACGUCCUCUACAACCCUGCAGUUAACGACCCGCUAGACUCUAACGGAGACGGGAGACUCUCCAGGCUGGAAAUCACGAGCCACAUGACCUACAACGAGGUUCUGAGAGCCUUGGACGCCGACGGCGACCAACGGCUGAGCGCGGCUGAGGUGAAUGUACUGAUGGGCUCCCAGACUGCCCAGUGGAUGGACGAUCAGGACAACAACGACGACGGUUUCGUCAACGGCGAGGAGGCGCACAGCCACCGUAUGAAUCUCGGCAGGAUCUUCAGCAGACUCGACUUGGACGGUAAUAACUAUCUGAAUGAUGGAGAAGGGGCCGGAUUCUACGAAGUUUGGGUCAUCCACCUCACGAACACCGGCGGCAGCACUGACCCCGUCACUGGCUAAGGGACUAGAGCAGAUCCAUCAGUGGCGACAUCAAUGGAACAUAAAGACUAAAAUAAAUUCUUACAGUCAAUACAAAAAUAAAUUAUACAAAUGACUUCA
Messenger RNA from Branchiostoma belcheri (Belcher's lancelet), 974 nucleotides. RefSeq names its product calcium-binding protein LPS1-beta-like. The record is from RefSeq and is a predicted model, not a curated record. Gene Ontology annotation, molecular function: calcium ion binding. NCBI's taxonomy places the organism in Eukaryota, Metazoa, Chordata, Leptocardii, Amphioxiformes, Branchiostomatidae. Gene Ontology annotation, cellular component: endoplasmic reticulum. The transcript has 8 exons. Gene Ontology annotation, biological process: calcium-ion regulated exocytosis. The coding region runs from base 117 to 875 and encodes 252 amino acids.